AUGCCUCCCCAAGGAUUUCCCCAACAUGGCAAGCGCUUCGAGCCUAAGAAUAUGCUGUUCCGGUACCUGGGCAACACAGGACUCAAGGUUUCCGUGUUAGGAUUAGGAGGAUGGCUCACGUAUGGAAGUGACGCAGGAGUCAAAGGCGUCGAACAGACUGCUGAAUGUCUUCAAAAAGCAUGGGAUCACGGCAUCAAUUUCUUCGACACGGCUGAAGUUUACGCUGAGGGAAACUCAGAGAUUAUCAUGGGGAAGGCUUUGAAGCAGUGUGAUUUUGAACGCGAUGAUUUCGUGAUUGCUACAAAGUUGCAUUUUGGUGAUGGAAAUGGAUUCCCAAACAACCAUGGUCUAUCACGCAAGCACAUCAUAGAGGGAAUGAAACGCUCCCUCACACGACUCCAACUGGAGUCCGUAGAUGUAGUCUACGCGCAUCGUGCGGAUUUCUGGUGCACGCCCAUGGAAGAAACUGUUCGUGCGUUUAACACCAUCAUUGAAAAAGGCCAAGCCCACUAUUGGGGAACCAGCGAAUGGUCUGCGUUCGAGAUCGAACAUGCUCAGCACGUUGCCACGCGAUUAGGACUUCAAGGUCCUGUCGUGGAACAACCGCAAUACAACAUGUUUGUGCGUGACCGAUUUGAGAACGAAUAUGCUCCGUUGUACAAACUGUAUAACUAUGGAACGACGGUCUGGUCGCCUUUAUACCAGGGGAUCUUAACGGGAAAGUAUAAUGAUGGGAUUCCUGAGGAUUCACGAUACGCUACUAUCUCCAAGAACGACGCUACGAAGUUCGAGAGCGAAGUGACGAAAGCGCAGAUUGCAAAGGUUAGAGACCUAACGAAGAUAGCUGAGAAAUUGGGUGGCUCGAUGGCUUCGCUGGCUCUGGCUUGGGUUAUCAAGAACCCUCAUAUCUCGGUUGCAAUCUUGGGCGCUACGAAGGCAUCUCAGAUCGAGGAUAAUGUGAAAUGUCUUGAGCUGUACCCCAAGAUGACGGACGAGAUUAUGCAGGAAAUUGAGGAUAUUUUGGAAAACAAACCUAAAGUCCCAGGAACUAUUCCUCCUACAAGGAUGGCAAUGACUAUGAAUGAGGCGCUCAAAUGUCAACAUUCAUUCCCAAUGGCGCCUGAUGAACAAAUACUGAAGCGAAAGCGCUCGCGGCCCUCCCAAUGGUGGGCAGCUGUCCCGUCCCCGAAUCAAUCAGCAACUUCUGUCGCUCCUGUUUCGCACCCCGCGAAGAAGAACAAGUCCACAGAGACUAGUCGACCUACAACGUACGAGAGCUCUGCGAAAACAGUAUCUGAAGUGACGUCGAAAGAUCCAGAAGAUGUAGAAGUCCAGAGUACCCCGCCAAAUACUGGCCGGGAGGUAGAAGGGAAUUCAUCCAAGUCAGUUUCAUCGGCCCAAUCGUUGAACAGUACUGCCCAAAAUAUAAGGAGGCUGGAAGAUGUAUCGGCAGAUAAUGAGGAUCACUCAGAACUUAGAAGUGGGAAGAGGAAGAGGGCCGGACCAACAGCUUGGUGGGCUGCGAAUUCUGCAAAGGAGAGGGCCGAGGAGUUGAAUGGCCCGAUGACUACCAAGGGGAAUGAAGGGUCAAAGGGAGGGCAUCAGCAAUCAACAAAUACCUCACAAACUUCUACCGUUAUCGACCUGUCGGCGGAGGAUGUCUUGUCUACUGCUGAAUCCGCGGAGCCUUUAGUAGAUUCAAGCUCAGAGCGCCAGCCAUCCAGAAGGAAACGAGUUCCACCUCCAGAGUGGUGGGCAGUAAAUACGUCUACACCAUCGAAAGAAGCCACGCCAUGGAAGAAGGGAAAUAAAACACAGGUUAAAAAGCCAUCUACAGGCGUAUUGAAAGAUGUGACCUCACGCGGAAACAUGGUGAAGCAGCCGAAGCCGACGGAAUCUGGUGAUGUUUUCGAAAAGCAUCCAAAAGCUCGUGGUACGCAGCGCGGUAGAGGGCAAGCAGCCGCAAGUGUUCAGAGCAAGACCAAAGUCGUGAAACACCAACGGGGCACACCACCGAAAGUUUUAGAUAAAGCUCCAACACCGUUGAGAAGGGGUCGCUCGUCAAGAAACGAAGCGGAGAUACAGGCGGCUGCAAUGAGCUCAAGUUCUUUGGCGUCGUGUGUUGAGCAUGGGGAUGCUGGGAUGUCCGAACCGCACCACACUAGCUCAAUUGAAUCGAAUGGAAGAAGUGAAAAUCAAUUGGAAAGCGAAGAAAUCUUGGAAGUACAGACAGCUACGUCCAAUUUCGGCAGAGGUAAAGCCAGGACAGGAGGGCACGUAGAGCCAGCUCAUCAAUCACGUACAAUCCAGAAAGCUCCAAAUUCGAAAGGCCAGCGCGCCCAAACAAAGUCCAAUAAAGCCCCCGUCAAGUCAAAACAUGUCUCCAAGUCGACACACAGAGAACCAGAGCAGGCUUCGGGUCUGCGAAAUUCUCGAAACCCUAAGAAAGCCGUAGAAACAACGCAGCCCAGCUCUGAAAACGCUCAAGUUGGUAGAGCUGACAGUCCAAUUGACGAAACGCCCCAAUUUCAACACCUGGCUGCAGUAAAACGAAGAGUCAGUCGUGCCACGAUCGAAGAGAAAUGGGAGGAAUUGCCACCUAACUGUGUUGAGCUCAUUAAUCAAAUGCUUGUCAACAGUCAGAGAACAGUAGUGGUACGCCUAGGUAAUCAAGAUAGGAGAGCUCAGGCAGACACGGCCUUACAGACGAUUUCACGCAAAUUGCUCAAAAAAGUGUCGAAAGGGCUACCUUUUCCAAGAGCUGUUGGUCGCCAACGCGAGGAUGACUUUGAUUUCGAGAAGAUUAUUGAUCGAAACCAGCGGCUCGAAGGUCAACUCAACUCUGAGCUAGACGCAAAUAAGCUGUUAGACGAGUCUCUCACCAAAGAGCUCGCUCUCCUAGAGUCUGAAAGGGAAAUUCUGGCAGAUCUUGAAACCAAUGCAAAAACCCAAUCUUCACAGAGAAAAGCCGGUUCUGCCAAACUUCAUCCAUUCCUCCAAUCGGCUAGCUCCCCGGAAGUUGAUGGUAUCGAGGUUUCCAGCAGUUUGGGAGCGCGAGCGAUGCCUAGCUUGGGCUUUUCCACCGAUGAAAAUCUUCAAAUGGUUGUUCGAGAUCUUGAAGGCCACGUUGACAGCCUGCAGGGCAACUUCAAGCCACUCAGUGCCUUGCCUGAAGCAAUGGCGAAAGCCAAAGCCGCUGUACAAAUCACGAUUCUCGAUCAUCUUGGAAGUACGAAGUGUGAAGAAGUUGUUUUGGGUUUAUGA
Molecule: messenger RNA, 3264 nt
Organism: Glarea lozoyensis ATCC 20868
Lineage: Eukaryota; Fungi; Ascomycota; Leotiomycetes; Helotiales; Helotiaceae
Product: NAD(P)-linked oxidoreductase
Exons: 6
Coding region: 1-3264 (1087 amino acids)
Source: RefSeq, a predicted model, not a curated record